AUGGCUAGUGGAGCGAGUCACGUUGUUAAUGCUACCAGUGACGAUGUGGUACAAAAACUUUCAACAUCUGGUGCUUCAUCUAAGAAGUAUGUUUUAAUCACUGGAGGUAAUGCGGGUAUUGGUUAUGCAGCAGCACAGUUAUUUCUUAGUAAGAAGGCUGAUAUUUGUCAAUAUGACGUAACAAUUGUGGGUCGAUCCUUAGAACGAUUGAAUGAAGCUAAAUUAAAGUUGGAGACAACAAUAACCCCAGACAAUUCAAACGUCAUCCACAUUGGUUUAUGUGAUAUAUCUUCGAAAUUAUCGGUUGAUACUUUUAUUAAAGAAUUUAAAUUGAAUAAAAUUGAUUAUUUAAUUAAUAAUGCUGGUGUUUGGCUCACAGAAUAUACAACAUCACCGGAAAGUCAUCUGGAAAUGACAUUUGCCACGAAUCACCUAGGUAAAAAUAUUUUGAUCUCCUCAUGUUGA
Messenger RNA from Didymodactylos carnosus, 465 nucleotides. NCBI's taxonomy places the organism in Eukaryota, Metazoa, Rotifera, Eurotatoria, Philodinida, Philodinidae. The record is from the annotation of a GenBank genome assembly.